AAAUUAAUUAAUUUCAUUUUUCAAAAUUCAAAAUUGUUUAUAAAUUAUUGAAAGCAUAAAUUUACCGUGAAAUCGAUAACUAGCGGAAUAAUUGAUAAAUAAUCAUGUGGGAAUCAGUCGUCAGUGAUUUCUGGAUUUUUCCAGUAAUUCUGGUGAUUAUUUAUGGAAUCUGGAGAUUGAAAAAUUAUCUCCGAGCUGUCAAAUUAGUCUUGACGCUGAAUGGACCGACGAUUGUUCCGUUUUUAGGGAAUACUGGGUAUCUUUAUGAUGAAGAGUUACUUAAAACAAUGUCUCACGUCGCGUAUACCACGUACGGUUCCUUUUUUCGUCUUUGGGUAACAAUAUUUCCAUUCGUCGUUCUCCUGGAGCCUCACGAUAUCCAGCAAGUCCUCGGCAGUCCCAAGCACACGGACAAAGUCCUAUUCUACAAACUGCUGCAUAAUUUUCUCGGCAAAGGACUCAUAACGAGUGAUGUGUCAACAUGGAGAUCCCAUCGCAAGAUACUCCAGCCGAUAUUCCAUGUAAACGUUCUUGAGCAAUUCGUGAGGACCUUCAACCGCUCUGCGAAGACUUUGGUCAAGUGUCUGGAGGGCUCUGGAGAGCUAGGCGUCGAUAUCACUCGUGCCGUCAAUGAUUCUGUUUACGAAAUCCUCAAUGAAACAGUUUUAGGGAACACGAACAAAUCCGAGAUAUCGAACUCGCCCUUCCGGAAGGGUCAGCUCCUCUUCUCCUACCGUUUGACCCAUCCCUGGCUCCUCCCGGACUGGAUCUACCGGAGGACCUCCCACGGGAAGCGCGAGCAGAGCCACAAGGACGAUCUCUCCCUCGCCUGCGAGAAGGUCCUCAAAUCCUCCGAAAAAUCUAAAAGCAUUUCUCUCCUCGAGCUGAUGAUCGAGGCGAAAGGGAAGCACAAGGACUUCUCGAACGAGGACGUGAGGAACGAGUGCUGCACGUUCAUGCUGGCGGGACAGGACUCGGUGGGUUCUGCUGUAGCCCUGACGCUCUUCAUGCUGUCGAAGCAUAAAAAGUGGCAGGAGAGGUGCUAUCAGGAGCUGGAGACGAUUUUCGGAGGGGACCGGAGGGACCCGGGGCUGGCGGACCUGCGGGAGAUGCGCUGCCUCGAGAUGUGCGUCAAGGAGACACUGCGGAUGUACCCGAGUGUUCCUUUCUUCGCUAGGACCCUCGGGGAAGACGUGAAAAUCGGGAAGAAGAUCAUCCCGAAAGGCUGUGGAGUAUUAAUAAUGCCGUACAGCACCCACAGGCUUCCCCACCAUUACCCGAAUCCUCACGAUUUCAAUCCAGAGAGAUUCAACUCGGAAAAUUCAUCUCAAAGGCAUCCCUAUGCUUACCUCCCGUUCAGCGCUGGCCCCAGGAACUGCAUCGGGUACAAAUUCGCGCUUCUGGAGAUGAAGUCGAUGAUCAGCGCAGUUUUACGAAGAUUUCACCUGGACGUGGCGCCUGGGAGGGAGGAAAUUUCACCGAAAUUUCGAGUCACCGUGAGGGUGAAAGGGGGCGUGUGGAUCAAAGCACAUCCCAGAGACAAUUCUGGAGAGGAAAAUUUAGAACAUUAUUGUAGAUAGAAAAAUUGA
Molecule: messenger RNA, 1589 nt
Organism: Diachasma alloeum
Lineage: Eukaryota; Metazoa; Arthropoda; Insecta; Hymenoptera; Braconidae
Gene: Cyp4aa1
Product: probable cytochrome P450 4aa1
Exons: 6
Coding region: 105-1580 (491 amino acids)
Molecular function (GO): monooxygenase activity; oxidoreductase activity, acting on paired donors, with incorporation or reduction of molecular oxygen; heme binding
Source: RefSeq, a predicted model, not a curated record